Sphenostylis stenocarpa is the source of this 1248-nucleotide messenger RNA. The record is from the annotation of a GenBank genome assembly. Lineage: Eukaryota; Viridiplantae; Streptophyta; Magnoliopsida; Fabales; Fabaceae.
AUGAGCAACACCGGGAAACUCAAAUCGUCGAGUUCUGAAUUGGACCUUGAUCGUCCCAACAUUGAGGAUUACCUACCCUCUGGAUCCAGUGUUCAACAUGAACGGCAUGGGAAGCUCCGCCUGUGUGACUUGCUCGACAUUUCACCUAGUCUGUCUGAGGCAGCAGGUGCCAUUGUAGAUGUGAAAUCCAACAGAGAGAGGAAUUAUAAUGUCUUGUCUCCUAUAUUUAUAUUUCUUCAGACUUCUCAGAUUGGAUGUCAAUGCCAGGAUCCAUUAGACGUGAUUCAUUCACAAGGUGCUUCAAAUCAAAUCCUCCAGAACCUUGGAACUGGAACGUUUAUUUGUUUCCUUUGUGGUGCUGUGGACUUGGUUCUAGUGUUGACAUUAGGAUGGAUUAUAUUUCUUUCAUCCUUCAUUCCAGUGCACUGCCUACUAAAAGGAAAUGAUGAUUUGAGGAAAAAAAUUGAGACUAGGAAGGCUGUAUUUAAUGGCUCUGAGCGCAUGCAUGAACAUAGGUGUUUGGUGGAGAUGAUGUGUAGUUUCUUUGUUGCAUCCUGGACUGGGGUUGUCAAGUACCAUGGGCCAAGGCCUAGUAUGCGACCAAAACAGGUUUUUGUGGCCAAUCAUACUUCCAUGAUUGAUUUCAUUAUCUUAGAACAGAUGACUGCAUUUGCUGUCAUUAUGCAGAAGCAUCCUGGAUGGGUUGGAUUAUUGCAGAGCACUAUUUUGGAGAGUGUAGGGUGUAUCUGGUUCAAUCGUACAGAGGCGAAGGAUCGAGAAAUUGUGGCAAGGAAAUUGAGGGAACAUGUCCAGGGAGCUAACAAUAACCCUCUUCUUAUAUUUCCUGAAGGAACUUGUGUAAAUAAUCAAUACACUGUCAUGUUCAAGAAGGUGGGUGCAUUUGAACUUGACUGCACAGUUUGCCCAGUCGCAAUCAAGUACAAUAAAAUUUUCGUAGAUGGUUUUUGGAAUAGUCGAAAGCAAUCGUUUACCACUCAUCUCUUGCAAUUAAUGACAGCUUGGGCUGUAGUUUGUGAUGUUUGGUACUUGGAGCCACAAAACAUGAAGCCAGGAGAGACAUCCAUUGAAUUUGCAGAGAGGGUGAGAGACAUAAUCUCACAUCGUGCUGGGCUUAAAAAGGUUCCUUGGGAUGGAUAUCUGAAGUAUUCUCGCCCUAGUCCAAAACACAGAGAAGCAAAGCAACAAAACUUUGCUGAGUCUGUGCUUCGGCGCUUUGAGGAAAAAUAG